AUGUUAACGACCGAAACUUCUACAGCGAUCUCUGCCAUCGAACACAUUUCAAACAACAUGUCUGACCGGCCAGUGGUCUACAUCCAGCGUUCCGAGUCGUUCAGUGCCUGCCACAGAUUGCAUAGCCGACAUCUGUCCAAUGCAGACAACGCUGCCCUGUAUGGGAAGUGCAAUCAUCCAAACGGUCAUGGGCAUAACUACAAAGUAAAAGUUACUCUUAAAGGCCCGGUUGAUCCAGUGACUGGAAUGGUCAUCAAUAUUGUAGACUUGAAACAAUACAUACAGGAGGCAAUCAUGUCUGUCCUGGACCACAAGAAUGUCGAUAAAGAUGUACCAUUUUUUAAACAUCAAGUUAGUUCAAUGGAGAACAUCACAGUUUUCAUCUGGAACAGCAUGAAAGCCAAACUGGGAGAUUUACUGUACGAGAUCAAAGUACAUGAGACAGAUCACAAUGUUGCUUGGUACAGGGGAGAGAAAUCAAAUUAG
This is a messenger RNA of Candidula unifasciata, 486 nucleotides long. NCBI's taxonomy places the organism in Eukaryota, Metazoa, Mollusca, Gastropoda, Stylommatophora, Geomitridae. The record is from the annotation of a GenBank genome assembly.